GGGGUCUGUUAUUUUAAAUUUCCACUAUUUAUCAGCACACUUCAAGAUUUUCAUUUCGCAAAUUGUUUACCUUGAAUAUGAUAGGAGAAACAGCAAUGGAAGCCAAGAAAGUGAAACCCCGACGAAGAGGGCCAAGAAAUCCUCACGAAAAUGACGAGGACACGGUGAAGAAGGCAAGGAAAACAAAUGAAAUCAUAUUGGCCAACAAUAAGCAGAGCUAUCGCCCGGAGCAAGUCAUUGGAAGCUUACAGUACGGCCUGGGUGAAAGUUUGCAGUCCAUCCACAGGAAAAAGCUGCGGUGGCUGUUGGAGAAACUCCUCCUUCAACACAAUUGGAGGGAGGCAACCGGCGUGCUUAGUGUGCUGCUCAAAGGAACUGCCGAUGACAAGUCUCUAUCUCAUAAUCGCACCAAGUAUUUGGCUGCUCUGGAGAUUCUUAACUAUGUAAGAGGUGAAACUGUCAGCCCAAGAAAACUCCAAAAUGUCUAUGAACUGUGGAUGCAAAAGAUUGGGCGACUGAAAAAUUGGCCGACAAAGGAUAGGUUUGCUGUCCAAUUGGAAUUUAUUCUUUUCUGUCUCACACAAGGAAUGACUAACGAUGCUCUAUGGUAUUUUCUUGGUUUUCUACUACAUUUUAGUUUAGUUUUUGUAAGAUUCUAUACAUCUCUGAUCUGAAGUAAUUUAAUGCUGCUUUAUUCAUUAACUAGUGUCCAUUUAAAAGUACUGGAAUGAGCUUGUGUUACUCUAUAAUACACUUAGAUGAAUUCAAGAAAGCUCUAAUCUCGACUGGUCUUGGAUGAGCACUGCAAAAUGUGAAAUAAAUGGCUGUAACCAGUACUUUUUUAGACAUUAUAGUCUUUUUCGUGGUUUUGAGAUCUCAAAAGAUGCAAGUCUGUUGAAGGAGACAAAACAUUGUGAGUGGGCCAAACCACUAAUUUACAAGUUUAUUGGACUCUUAGGUGAGUUCUUGAGAUAUCAAAAUGAAGUUUCUGUUGCUAGCAUGUUUCAAGUAACAUCUGUUUAAUAUGAUAUUUUUCAAUUAAACUUGUGAAAUAAUGAAGUUUCAUUAUUGUGGUUGUGAUGGUGGAAAGCCAGUCAAUAAAUAUUUUCAUCGACUAAUGAAUUUUAACAUUGUUUUUGAGGACCAAUAAUAAAAUAUUAAAUCAGUCUUAUGCAGAAGCGUGGUUUUGAGAGUGACCCGGUCUCAAAUUUGGUUGUUGGCUUGACAUUUUGCAAUCUCUGGUAUUCUGGACUUCCAUAGGAGCUACACUGGACAGAGUUGGACACAUUUGAUGAGUCCAAGUAAUCGGAAAUGCCUGCAGAUGGAAUUUACAAGGGGUAUGAUGCUUUCGAAGCUGGAGGAGCCAAAUCCUCCUUACAGUGUUAUUUGAACACCUCUUUCGCCUAUGACAAAGAAGUGUUAGGAGAGGAUGGUAACCACCCGAAAGAUUCCAUGGAUAUUGAUGCUAAUAAACUGAAAGAAUCUGCUCGCCGUCAUUUUCAGCCACUAGAUUUCUACGUGAAUUCUACCGAGGAAAGUGGACAUGAAAAAUAUUUCUUCUCUAAUAGUAGUGGUGAUCUGCCUCAUGUGUCUAUUUUUGACACUCAUGGUCUUCCUCCAUGGUUACUGCCUAUGCAUUUGCCAAAUUCUCGUGAAAUUUUUGAGGAUUUGAUGGAUGAGCACAAGAAAUUUCAUAAUGACUACUAUACGAGUGCGUUGAAGCACUUGCGUGUUUCCCUUUACUCGAAAGUGCCAGUAAUUGAGGCUUUUCAUCCUUUAAUACAGAUGCUUCUUCUUGGAGAUCGGGUCAACGAGGCCCUUGAUGAACUUGAAAAAUCAUUUAAAAUUUCAGAAACAGUACUCCAGUUAAGAUUGAAAGCUGCUCUCUUGGAGCAUUUUAAUGGCAUAUACAAUGUGAAACUCUGUACAUGCUUUGAGGACAUCUUAAAGAAGGAUCCAACAUGCAGCAACUCGUUGGCUAGACUUGUUGUCAUGCAUCAACGAGGGGAUUACAACACUGAAAAACUUGCAGAAAUGAUAGCCUUACACUUAGAUGCUACAUAUGCAAAAUCUGACAUGUGGAAGGAAUUAGCAUCUUGCUUCUUGAGACUUCGUCUGUGUGGAGAUGAUAGAAUGUCGUGUUCUAAUCGAAAAGAUGGGCACAAUCAAGCUUCCUUCUGUCAUUCUAACCAGAUUCUUGAUAUAUCUACUAACAGUGCAUCUGGGAAAAACUGGAGGCUCCGUUGCAGAUGGUGGCUUAAUCGCCAUUUCAGCCACAGCAUUCUCCUGUCGGAUAUUGCUACUGGUGAUUUGGAGCUUUUAACUUACAAAGCUGCAACAGCUUCACAUCUCUACGGACGGGAGUUUAAAUUUGUUAUUAAGGCUGCUGAGUAUCUGGAGAAGGAAAAUAUUAUGGAACUCUAUUCUUGCCUGCAUAUGCACAUUAUGAAUUCUGUUGGUUUUUAUUUCAAUAUGAAGAGAGAUAAUUCCUAGUAAGAAAGUUUACUCUCUGUUUCGACCGUUGCUUGUAACUUGUAUUUUGGUGGAGGUCAAGUUCCCAUGGAAUCAUUGUACAAGUUUCUUUGGGACAUCAGAGGACUAGAAGCCUAAGUUUUUGUUAAUGUUAGCUCGAAAACCUGCGCGAAAGUACUUUUGAAUGUGUAUUUUAUACUUGCAGUCAAGCAGGCUUU
Olea europaea var. sylvestris is the source of this 2690-nucleotide messenger RNA. RefSeq lists its product as uncharacterized. Gene Ontology annotation, biological process: transcription by RNA polymerase I. Bases 1312 to 2493 code for a protein of 393 amino acids. The transcript has 8 exons. NCBI's taxonomy places the organism in Eukaryota, Viridiplantae, Streptophyta, Magnoliopsida, Lamiales, Oleaceae. The record is from RefSeq and is a predicted model, not a curated record. Gene Ontology annotation, cellular component: RNA polymerase I transcription regulator complex.